This is a messenger RNA of Pelobates fuscus (common spadefoot toad), 1770 nucleotides long. RefSeq names its product AKT interacting protein (gene AKTIP). The coding region runs from base 172 to 1050 and encodes 292 amino acids. The record is from RefSeq and is a predicted model, not a curated record. The transcript has 10 exons. Lineage: Eukaryota; Metazoa; Chordata; Amphibia; Anura; Pelobatidae.
GGGAAUGAUUUCCGUUUUUGGGCGGAAGCUGAUGGCGGCUGCGGGAUGACGCGAGAGGGAGACGAUAAAGCGCCUUCUGGGGCAUCAUAGAGCCUCAACGUAUCGGACACCGCGACCCCGGGGGAGUGAGGACCUCCGACGGCUGACCGGUUUGUUGGUGGAACUGAAAUAAUGAAUUCUUUCUGGGGCAUGCCAGCUGCCUCUCUGAGGAAGAGACCAGAUGAGGAGAAGCUUGGCACAGGAGAUCAAAAGAUUAGUCCUUCUCGUUCCUCCUCAAACAAAAAGCAGCUUCCAUCCAUCCCGAAAAAUGCCAUACCAAUCACCAAGCCCACCUCCCCAACCCAAUCCGUGCAGUCUACAAAUGGGACACAUGCUUCAUAUGGUCCUUUCUAUCUAGAGUAUUCCCUCCUCGCUGAGUUCACUCUGGUGGUAAAGCAGAAGCUGCCGGGAGUCUAUGUCCAGCCCUCGUACCAGUCAGCGCUCAUGUGGUUUGGGGUGAUCUUCAUCAGGCAUGGACUGUACCAGGACGGGGUGUUUAAAUUCACUGUGUAUAUUCCUGAUAACUAUCCUGAUGGGGAAUGUCCGCGCCUAGUCUUUGACAUGCCAGUCUUCCAUCCCUUGGUUGACCCAGAGUCCGGCGAGCUGGAUGUUAAGCGAGCAUUUGCGAAGUGGAGGAGGAACCACAAUCACAUCUGGCAGGUGCUAAUGUACGCACGAAGGAUCUUCUACAAGAUUGACACAACAGCCCCUUUAAAUCCUGAAGCUGCAGUGCUAUAUGAGAAGGAUGUUCAGCUUUUCAAAAGCAAGGUGGUAGAAAGUGUUCGUCUAUGCAACAGUCACUUAUUCGAUCAGCCGAAAAUAGAGGAUUCCUAUGCAAUUAUUUUUUCUCCCUGGAAUCCAGGAUUGCAUGAUGAAGCUAGAGAAAAGAUGUUGGCACAAAAAAAAAAGUCAGAAGAACAAAUGAAAAGUUCCAAUGUAACCGGAUUGUCUUGGGUGAAGCCUGGCUCUGUCUUACCAUUCAGCAAAGAGGAGAACGCUCUGCAGGCCUAGGGCAAUACCUGGACUUGGUACACUUUUAUCAUGGCGCUGACUGUAUUAAAGAAAAUGGCCCUCUCCUACAUCAGUCUGAGUUUAGCAUUUCCUCAUGGAUUGCCGCCACUUCUGCAAAAUGUUUUAAUUCAAACCUUGUCUUAAUCUCGUGCCCCUAAUUGAGUUUUCCAUUCUAAGCACCUGGGCGCAGACUAUUUGUAUGGAGAGUGUGCCGGCGUGUAUCGGCUUGCGGAAUGUAAGGUGCUAUGCUACAGGAGCUGCAUGUGUGCUAUUCUCCAGCUUGCUGGUCCUUGGUGUAGGACUGCUGAUGGACCCCAUGGGUUUGUUUGGGACACUGAAUCCAAGAUGGCGCCUUGCUGUACAGAGGAACGGUUGGGGGUGUAUCUUUUGUUUAGAGAUGCUAAGCUCCAUGCACACUACAAAUAACGGUUGGUAGUAUUUAAUGGUUUUAAAAUGCUUUUAUUUUAUUUUUGUUUUUGUAAAUAGGCUAUAAAAUUGUAAAUAUAUUAACGCUCCAUCUAGCACUUAGUCUUAAUCACAAAUUCCAAUCUUCCCUGCAUCGUAUUGCUACCUUUCUGUGGCUAAACUGUCCAUUGAACUGUAGUGGGCAUUAGGCAGAGAAAUGAUCCAACAUUGCAAUAUUUCUUUAAAGAUCGGCAGUUUUGGACUUGUUUUUAUUUGGUUGGAUUUAAUAAAAUGGUAAAACUGAGCUGAAUAGGA